This is a messenger RNA of Helicoverpa zea (corn earworm), 644 nucleotides long. RefSeq lists its product as uncharacterized. Bases 167 to 550 code for a protein of 127 amino acids. NCBI's taxonomy places the organism in Eukaryota, Metazoa, Arthropoda, Insecta, Lepidoptera, Noctuidae. The record is from RefSeq and is a predicted model, not a curated record. The transcript has a single exon.
GAGCCUCGAGGCCAACUCGUUGUGGCCGGCACCCCCCGGGCUGGAGCCCCCCGGGCCGGAGUCCACCGGGCCGGCGUCCCGGGUCGGCAACCUGAUCGCGAGCCGGCGGAAGCCUGGGUUCCAUGACCCCUCUUACAGACAGAACAACCUGAAGAUCUUGGAACUAAUGAGACAAAAAAUUUAUACUAUGCAAGAAAAACUCGUAGACCUUGAGCCCGUAAUAAAGAAAUACGAGGGCGACCCGCGGUUCCGCAUGGCGUACAUAUUCCGGCAGCUGGACGACUGGCUAAAGAGCCUGCGCGGCGUGUACUUCGCCAUGUCCAAGUGGAGCAACACCGCCAGCAACCGCUUCAAGCGGCGCAUCUGGAGCUACGAGCACGCGCUGCGGCGCAACAUCGACGUCACGUACACCGUGGACUACCUGGCGCACGUGCACGCCACCUACAUCAAGCAGAUGGAGGACAUCAUGCCCGCCGCGCAGCGCGAGGAGAUGCAGAAGGAGCGCGACAGAAUGUUGGAGCUGCAAGAGAAAAACAAGCAAGCAGGCUGACCACCACCAUGCUGCUCAUUCUAACCUUACAAUGUAACUAUUUUACAAUAUCUAUUCAUUGGCGUUUCCUUAUUAAAUAUUACUAGCGGCAAAA